CCCAUUCAGGACGCAGAACCGCAGAAACCCCACUCCUCCCACUCGCAACUCCACUCCGCGGCGGCGCUGCUCCACCACUUCCCCGCAAAUCCCUCGACGGAAACCCCAAUCCGGCGACGCGACGGCGGCCCAAAUGCCCCCCACGACGAGCCUCCCCCUGGCGCAGCGCGGCCGCCACUCGCCGCCGGCGCUGGUCGACGACGCCAUGAGGGAGAUCUUCCUGCGCGUCCCGGCGGACGACCCCAAGACCCUCGUCCGCGCCGCCGCCGUCUGCACGACCUGGAGCCGCAUCCUCUCCGACGUCAUCUUCACCCGCGAGUACCGCGCCUUCCACGGCGCGCCGCCCAUGCUGGGCUUCCUCCACAACACGCACCAUGAGAGGUCGUGGGGGAGAGGGAGGAUCAAGCAGCACGAGGAGUACCUGGUCUCCAGCUUCGUCUCCACCGCCUCCUUCCGCCCGCCGGCCUGCCACGAGCGCCGCCACUGGCGCGUCCUCGACUCCCGCCACGGCCUCGUCCUCUUCCACACCCCUAAGAGGGACGAGGACUUCGUCAUCUGUGACCUCGUCACCUACGACCGGUGGAGGAUCGACGCCGCCCCCGAGUGCGCGGAAAUCAUAUGGAGUCAUCAGGAUGAAGACCAUGAUGAUGAUGAUGAUGAUGAUGAGGAGGAGGAGGAGGUUGAGGGAGUAACCUGGAAUGCUGCAGUGAUCUGUGCCAAGGAUGGAUGCAACCACCUCUACUGCCAUGGCGGCCCUUUCCUUGUGGCCCUCGUCGGCUCCGACGAGGAUCAGGGGAUCACCUUUGCAUCCGUAUAUUCAUCAAAGACUGAUGAGUGGAGCGACAUGAUCUCCAUUGAGGAGCCGAAUGCCAUCGAGAUGACUGGGCAAAUUGGUGUUGUUGGAAAUAAGGUCUACUUCCAAUGUGAAUGUACCCAAAAUGUUGUGGAGUACAACAUGGGCGAUGAAGAACUAUCGGUGAUUGAUCCAAUAUUUGAAGACGAUAAUAAGGACAUACAGGCCAUUGGACUCUUGGGGAUGGAGGAUGGCAUGUUGCUGUUCGCCGCCGUGCUGGAGCCUAAACUCUACCUAUGGUCAAUGGAGGCUGGCUCCAACGGAGCUGCGGCAUGGGCACAGCGCAGAGUCAUUGAGCUUGCACCGUUGCUCCCUUCUCGUGCCCUCUUGGAUGUGUCAGUGGUUGGUUUUGCAGAAGGUGUUGGUCUCAUCUUCCUGAAUACAGAGGCUGGGUUGUACACAAUUGAGCUCAACUCAGGCCGAAGCAAGGAGGUACAUAGAGCCACAUCUUUCAAAAGGGUCAUGCCCUACACGAGCUUCUACACUAGAGCUAGAGUUGAAGUUAUUAAGGGACAAAGUGUGCUCCUCUUGUGCUCAUCGGAUCAACUUAUGAAGCUUUGUUUUCUUAUGGCGCAUCUUGGGGGCGAAUGCCGACCUCUGACUAAGCUUCCUGUUGGUGCUACUGCUACAUCAGUAUAAUCAAAUGGCGUCAAAAGGAUGGAUCUCUUUGCUUUUGCUGCCCAGGAAGAAUUUGUACCACUGAACUUCGGUGUCUUCGUUUGCUGGAUGUGUUGGAUUGUUCGGUCAGGGUGUAUGCACUUUUGUUCUGUUUGUGCUUGUGCCAAAACUUGAGUCCGCAGUCAUUGUGUCCGUAACACCAGCAGGGUAUUUAUGUGUUUUACCUAAGGAAUUAAGGUAAGGAAGUAGAACAUGAUCAAUUGUGACAGUAACUUAUGAGUGUAGACUUAAAGUACCUAAAUUUUAAGGAGACAGAGAUAUCUAUGCA
Molecule: messenger RNA, 1799 nt
Organism: Triticum aestivum (bread wheat)
Lineage: Eukaryota; Viridiplantae; Streptophyta; Magnoliopsida; Poales; Poaceae
Exons: 2
Coding region: 134-1492 (452 amino acids)
Molecular function (GO): protein binding
Source: RefSeq, a predicted model, not a curated record